Molecule: messenger RNA, 2247 nt
Organism: Dinoponera quadriceps
Lineage: Eukaryota; Metazoa; Arthropoda; Insecta; Hymenoptera; Formicidae
Gene: abs
Product: ATP-dependent RNA helicase abstrakt
Exons: 10
Coding region: 152-2032 (626 amino acids)
Biological process (GO): mRNA splicing, via spliceosome
Cellular component (GO): spliceosomal complex
Molecular function (GO): ATP binding; zinc ion binding; RNA helicase activity
Source: RefSeq, a predicted model, not a curated record
UGUUUGUGAUUACGCCAAAUCGUGUGCAAAAGAUGUAUGUUCGUUCUUUUAUAGAAAGAAUAUGUAAAGUAAAAUUAUAAUUAAUAGUAAAACGUCAGAGUGUAUAUAAUUUUCGAAGAACUUGACGAUAUUCUCUCCAAAAUUGUCUACAAUGAGUGAAAAUAAUCAGGACAAUUUUGAGCCUUCAGUAAAGAAGUACAGAAGAGAGGAGGAAGAAGAUAGUCCUUUAGACACAGACGAUGAGUAUGUGCCGUACGUACCUGUUAAGCAUCGUAAGAAACAAUUGCUUACCAAGUUGGGUAAGCUCGGGCAGUUGAAAGAGGAAGGUACCAGUGCCCUUGGGAAGAGCAGUAGUGAGAAUGAGAGAGAUGAUGCUGACAACGACGAUGGACAAGUCUGGGGAAGGAAGUCCAAUAUUUCUCUUCUGGAUCAACAUACCGAACUCAAAAAACUGGCUGAAGCCAAGAAGGAGAGCGCUAUGGAAAAGCAAUUGAAGGAGGAAGAGAAGAUCUUGGAGAGUGUUGCUGAGAAUAAAGCUUUGAUGGGCGUAGCUGAAUUGGCGAAGGGUAUUCAGUACAAGGAUCCUAUCAAGACUAGUUGGCACCCAUCAAGAACGAUACUCCAUUUGGGAGAAAUACGUCACGAACGAGUACGAAGAAAGCUCAGGAUACUUGUGGAAGGUGACGAGGUGCCGCCACCCUUGAAGAGCUUCAAGGAGAUGAAAUUUCACCGAGGAAUCCUGUACGGGUUGGAACAGAAAGGAAUCAUCAAACCAACUCCCAUUCAAGUUCAAGGCAUACCUACGGUGUUGUCUGGUCGUGACAUGAUCGGCAUAGCUUCCACCGGUAGCGGUAAAACAUUGGUAUUCGUUUUACCUAUUAUUGAGUUUUGCCUGGAACAAGAGUUGAAUAUGCCGUUCAUCAAAAAGGAGGGACCCUAUGGUUUGAUAAUAUGUCCUUCGAGAGAAUUGGCUAAGCAAACCUACGACAUAAUUCGACACUACACCACCAGCUUACGACAAGCGGACUGCCCGGAGAUACGUAGCUGUUUGGCGAUCGGAGGUGUGCCGGUUUCGGAGUCAUUAGUGACCAUUAACAAAGGAGUGCAUAUAAUGGUAGCAACACCAGGGCGGCUGAUGGAUAUGCUACACAAAAAGAUGGUCACCUUGAGCGUGUGCCGUUACCUUUGCAUGGACGAGGCGGAUCGUAUGAUAGAUAUGGGCUUUGAGGAAGACGUGCGAACGAUAUUUUCAUUUUUUAGGGGUCAAAGGCAGACGCUGCUGUUUUCCGCCACCAUGCCGAAGAGAAUUCAAAACUUCGCACGCUCGGCGUUGGUGAAACCCGUGACGAUAAACGUCGGGCGCGCCGGCGCCGCUUCGAUGAACGUGAUACAGGAAGUCGAGUAUGUCAAGCAAGAGGCUAAAAUUGUCUACCUCCUGGAAUGUCUCCAGAAGACCGCGCCGCCGGUGUUGAUAUUCGCGGAGAAGAAGCGCGACGUAGACGCCAUCCACGAAUACCUGCUCAUCAAAGGAGUGGAAGCUGUCGCGAUACACGGAGGCAUAGAUCAGGAAGAGAGAUCGCGUUCCGUCGAGGCGUUUCGCGGAGGUCGGAAAGACGUGCUGGUUGCGACGGACGUUGCGUCCAAGGGUCUCGAUUUUGCCGAUGUGCAACAUGUGAUUAAUUACGACAUGCCCGACGACGUGGAGAAUUACGUUCACAGGAUCGGACGUACCGGUCGUUCGGGACGCACCGGCAUCGCGACGACUUUCAUCAACAAGGCGAACGACGAAUCGGUGCUACUGGAUCUCAAGCAUCUGCUGAUGGAGGCGAAGCAGAAGGUGCCGCCGUUCUUGUUGGAACUCUGCUCGGAGAACGAGAAGUACCUCAAUCUGGGAGACGAACGUGGUUGCAGUUACUGCGGCGGUCUUGGUCACAGGAUCACCGAGUGUCCGAAACUGGAAGCCGUGCAGAAUAAGCAAGCGUCGAACAUCGGGCGUCGCGAUUACUUGGCUAGUAACGCGGCGGAUUACUAAAUGUCGAGAUUUUCGUUGCAACAUUUUUUCUUUUCGAUUAAUCUCGCAACGUAUCUCGUGUCCAGGAAAAUGUAUCUCCUGAGAAUUGCUGAAAAACAAAUUCGUUGGACACGGGAUGUGUUCCGAAACUAACGGAAAAAAGCAUCGCGACUUUUUCACAACCGACCGCACGUAUUUUAACUGUACAUAUGUAUAUAUAAAAAGAUUCAUUUGUA